AUGCAGAUUCCUUCUCCGGGCGGGCCGCGGGAGAAUCUUACCGACGUCGAUCGCCAAGUAAGUCUGGACGCUCGCGCAAACAAGCCCUCUCAAGUCCUAAUCACAACCUCAGCUUCGCAAGACCGACGCCGUGGCCGCGGGCGAUCCCGUUCACCCGUCAUUGACCGCUAUGAACCAUCCGAUCGCCGUAGAGACGAUUUCUACAAUGGCUCUCGAGAUACUGCCGCGCGCGAGCGGGAGGAUCGUCGCCGAGCCCCAUCUCCGACUGUUGCGAAUAUAGAUCGCUAUGUGCCUGGCCAGGACGGUGGCAAACGCACAAUACCUACGAACCUUAUUCCCCACCCAUUAAGUCUUGAUUCGCAGGCUGGGUUCUCUUAUUUCGCUGAAUGGUGGCGGAUGGAACAAUCUGUGAAUGAGGAGAAGGAACGUGCUAAGCACGGUGGCCGUCGCCCAUCCGACCGCGUAAAAGGAGAGCGCGAGGCGCGCGACGAUCGGGAGAGAGAACGCGCUCAGAUCCAGGAGGCCUACGAUAAGUACAAAGUGGAGCUUCAAAUCAAGCUGGCGCGACAAUUCGUACAACAACACCGGAACGAAGAAUGGUUCAAAGAGCGCUAUUUCCCAGAAGUUCGAGACCCAAUUCGCCGCCGGUUGGCUGAAUUCCGCAAAGGCGCGUUUGAGCAAUGGUCUCAUGAUGUGAAUGCUGGUGUCUUCGAUGACUUUACCCUAGAGGGAAUCUACAAGCACGAGAGCGAUGGCGCAGGUGGAAUUGUUGAGAAGGAGGAAGGCGAGACAACUGCCGUUGGUGAAACUAUGGGUGUCCAGGACUUACUUCCUGUACGAGGAGGGGAGCUCCGUGAUGAUGCUCUUUCUACGCCAACUCUGCUCAUCAAAACUCUAGCUCCCAAUGUCAGCCGCAAUAACAUUGAGGAAUUCUGCAAGGAGCACCUUGGCGAAAACGACGGAGGGUUCAAGUUCCUUAGCUUGAGUGACCCUAACCCGUCAAAGAAGUUUCACCGUAUAGGGUGGAUCAUGCUGAACCCAGCACAAUACAGUACCUCCGCGGACCGUGGUGACGGCCGCGAUGAAGAAGGCCAAGAGCCGGACCAAGAGAUCGACCCUACGGCCGGCGUGGCAGAGAAGGCCGUGGAAGCAGUCAACGACAAAACAAUCCAUGAUGCUGUCCACGGCGAUUUCGUUUGCCACGUUGGUGUUCAUGUUCCUCCUGCACAGCCUCGCAAGAAGGCUCUUUGGGACCUCUUCUCCGCACCAGAACGGAUUGAUCGCGAUCUCGACCUUGCGCAACGAUUGGCUGCAAAAUUCGAUGUCGAGCUGGGAGACGAUGUUCAUGGGUUUGCGAAAAUUGAAGAGCGUGUUGAAGACCUGCGUGGCAAAGGUUGGCUUCAGCCCCCUGUUACCGGACCUGUCAAAGUCAAGAAGCAGAACAAUGGCUUCGGAGGGGACAGCCCUGAAGAUGAGGAAAUGGAAGAGGGCGAAGAGAAAGAGUCGUCCGAGGAGGAUGAAGUAGACGAUGAAGAACUUCUGGCGAAGAAAAAGAAACUUGACCUCACUGUGGAGUAUCUUCGUCGUGUUUACAAUUUCUGCUUUUUCUGCGUCUUUGAAAGCGACUCGGUGCAUGAACUUGGCCGAAAGUGUCCCGGUGGUCAUCUCCGUCGCCCUCGCGCUGGUCUUUCUACGCAGGCUAGGCAGGUUGCUCGCGCGAGCGCUUCAAACCAACCCUUUCCAAUCAAGAGGAACGAACCUAGUGAAGAGGGAGAGGAAGCAGGCUCACCGGUCCAAGAGAAAAAACGGCUUACCAAGCCUGAACAGCAGAUGCAGCGCGCUUUCAACUGGGUGAAGACCUUUGAAGACAAAGUUUUGCAGAUUCUAGAGCCGGAAAAUGCCGAUUUGAAUAAGCUAGGAGGCAAGCCUGUAGAGCAGGCUCUCGAGGACGAACUGUCGAAGUACGUCAAACAAGAAGACGACUCACGAUUCCGUUGCAAAGUUCCCGAAUGUACGAAACUUUUCAAAGCAGAGAACUUCUGGCGGAAGCACGUUGAAAAGCGUCACCCAGAAUGGCUGGAAAACAUUCGCCGCGAUCUGUCCCUUGUCAAUGCUUAUGUCCUUGACCCGUCGCGUAUCGCCCCAUCACGCUCCGAUGCUAAUAGCAAUGGCCAUUUCCCCACUGUGGCCCAUGGAGCCGCCAAUGGAACGCCUCGUGGAUUCAGAAUCAUGAACAUGCCUCCAUUUGGUAGUUCUGGACAUAUCCCUGGCGGGUUUCCGAACGGAAUGCCAGGUUUUGUUGGCCCGCCCGACAGCUGGAAUCCAAGCGUGGCUGUUGGCAGUGAUAUUGCUGCGAUGCACCAUCCUGGAGUUAUGCGCCGUGGCCAGAAUCGUCACAAUAACAACCGUCCAGGUCCCUAUGACCGUCGCCGUAAUAAUAGCGGCCGACUCAGCCCGGUCCGCAUGACACCGUACGGCCGACUCCCUCCUGGUAUGAUGCCCAUUCCAGCCGGCCACCCAGCCGCUUCCAUGGCACCUCAAUUCCCUGAUGCGGGCACAGGGGCCCAGACGAUGGCGCCCCGGGAAGCAGUCCAAGGCCGUCAAUUGAAGAGCUACGAAGACCUCGAUGCGGUGGGCGGAUCUGAGGGUGGAGAACUCAACUAUUAG
Penicillium chermesinum is the source of this 2667-nucleotide messenger RNA. Its product is annotated as putative arsenite resistance protein Ars2. Lineage: Eukaryota; Fungi; Ascomycota; Eurotiomycetes; Eurotiales; Aspergillaceae. The record is from RefSeq and is a predicted model, not a curated record. Gene Ontology annotation, cellular component: nuclear body. Gene Ontology annotation, biological process: primary miRNA processing; mRNA processing. The transcript is spliced from 2 exons. The coding region runs from base 1 to 2667 and encodes 888 amino acids.